GCUUUGGACUCUCAAGCAUGAGGUCCUGAGUUCAAUCCCCGGCAGCACAUGUGCCAGAGUGACGUCUGGUUCUUUCUCUCUCCUCCUAUCUUUCUCAUUAGUAAAUAAGUAAAAUCUGUGGGGAGAAUACAGGUCCAUGAAGGAUGAUAAAUGACAUAGUGGGGGUUGUAUUGUUAAAUGGGAAACUGGGGAAUGUUAUGCAUGUACAAACUAUUGUAUUUACUGUUGAAUGUAAAACAUUAAUUCCCCAAUAAAGAAAUAAAUUUAAAAAAAGUAAAUAAAUAAAAUCUUUAAAAAAAAGAAAGAAAGAAAAAGACUUAGCUUUCCACCCCGGCAGCUGGAGCUGAGUGGCAGCCAUGGCCGUGCACUACCCGAUGGCUGUCGGCCUCCACAAGGGCCAUAAGGUGACCAAGAACGUGAGCCAGCCGAGGCACAGCCACCACCACGGUCCCCUCACCCAGCACACCAAGUUUGUGCGGGACAUGAUUCGUGAGGUGUGUGGCUCCACCCCAUACAAGCGCUGCGCCAUGGAACUGUUCAAGGUCUCUAAGGACAAGCGUGUGCUCGAGUUCAUCAUCAAGAAGCGGGUGGGGACCCACAUCUGCGCCAAGAGGAAGCGAGAGUAGCUGAGCCACAUGCUGGCUGCCAUGUGCAAGGCUGCGGCCAAGAAAGACUGAGCCCCACCAGCCCCCCGCCCCCCCAAUGCGCUGCCGGAGCCUCUGCCAUUAAAA
Molecule: messenger RNA, 731 nt
Organism: Erinaceus europaeus (western European hedgehog)
Lineage: Eukaryota; Metazoa; Chordata; Mammalia; Eulipotyphla; Erinaceidae
Product: large ribosomal subunit protein eL36-like
Exons: 1
Coding region: 357-626 (89 amino acids)
Biological process (GO): cytoplasmic translation
Cellular component (GO): ribosome; cytosolic large ribosomal subunit
Molecular function (GO): structural constituent of ribosome
Source: RefSeq, a predicted model, not a curated record